Colletotrichum graminicola M1.001 is the source of this 6702-nucleotide messenger RNA. Its product is annotated as DNA polymerase family B. The record is from RefSeq and is a predicted model, not a curated record. The transcript has 3 exons. Gene Ontology annotation, cellular component: nucleus; epsilon DNA polymerase complex. Gene Ontology annotation, biological process: DNA replication; mitotic cell cycle; nucleotide-excision repair, DNA gap filling. Gene Ontology annotation, molecular function: nucleotide binding; DNA binding; DNA-directed DNA polymerase activity. Lineage: Eukaryota; Fungi; Ascomycota; Sordariomycetes; Glomerellales; Glomerellaceae. Bases 1 to 6702 code for a protein of 2233 amino acids.
AUGCCCAACACAAGUUUGCGGCGUCCGCAAAAGGGCUACCGCCGCGGCGGGAAGCAGGCCUACCAUGGCCCCGGCCGCACAGCUCGUACCUUCGCCGCUUCGAGCCGCGCCGAAGCGACCUCUGCCGACGAAAAGUGGGAGCGCACGCGGCUGGUGCAGGCCAUCGACGAAAACAUGGGCUUCGCGCGUUACGAGGGUGGCAAGCGCAAGGAGGGGUGGCUCGUCAAUGUGCAGCCGACUUCGGUUGAGGACGACCGGAUACCAGGCGGCCGUGCGGCGCUUGACUGCUACUUCAUCGAGGACGACGGGUCGCACUUCAAGGCCACGGUCGAGUACAAUCCCUACUUCCUCAUCGCCGUCAAGAAGGGCCGCGAGAGCGAGGUCGAGGAGUGGCUGAAGCGCGUGCCCGGCGAUGGCGUCGUCAAGACGAUCAAGAGGGUCGAGAAGGAGGACCUGAAGAUGCCGAACCACCUGAUGGGCUACCGCCGGACCUUCCUCGAGCUCAGGUUCGCCAACGUCAACGACCUGAUGGCGGCGAGGAAAGACAUAAUGCCCAUUGCGGCCAAAAACAGAAAGAACGUGGAUGCCUUGGACGCAUACGCCGAGGUCCAAACAACAAACGGCGACUUUGACCUUUUUGACGACUCACGAGAUGACGAUAGACGAGCCAAUGCUUCUUUUGCCGACGCCAGCGACUUCAUUGUCGAUAUUAGAGAGUACGAUGUACCGUACCAUGUAAGAGUAAUGAUAGAUAUGGACAUUCGGGUGGGGAAAUGGUAUUUCAUCGACGUCAAGCACGGCGUCACCAAAGUCACUACCAACGAGGACCGUUUGGCCAUGGCGGACCCCGUAGUCAUGGCCUACGAUAUCGAGACAACAAAACUGCCUCUCAAGUUCCCCGACGCCGCCAUCGAUCAGGUCAUGAUGAUUUCGUACAUGAUUGAUGGGCAGGGUUUCCUCAUCACCAACAGAGAGAUCGUCUCGGAAGACAUUUCCGACUUCGACUAUACCCCCAAGCCCGAAUACCCCGGCUCCUUCAUGAUUUUCAACGAGCCAGACGAGAAGGCAGUCCUCGAGAGGUUCUUCCUACACAUAAAGGAGGCGAGACCUACCGUCAUCGCGACGUACAACGGUGACUUUUUCGAUUGGCCCUUUGUUGAUGCCCGCGCUAGUGUCAACGGCAUCGACAUGUACCAGGAGAUUGGCUGGAAGAAGGACAGCGAGGACCAGUACAAGUGCAGCUACAGCGUGCACAUGGACUGCUUCCACUGGGUGAACCGUGACUCGUAUCUGCCUCAAGGAUCUCGAGGCCUAAAGGCCGUCACAGUGGCCAAGCUCGGGUACGACCCUGACGAGCUCGACCCUGAAUUGAUGACGCCCUAUGCCGCUGAACGCCCGCAGACUCUGGCCGAGUAUUCAGUCUCCGAUGCCGUGGCGACGUACUACCUGUACAUGAAAUACGUCCACCCGUUCAUCUUCUCUCUCUGUACGAUUCUGCCCCUGGGCGGCGACGAUACUUUGCGAAAGGGUACCGGUACCCUGUGCGAGAUGUUGUUGAUGGUCCAGGCUUACCAGCAGGAGAUCGUGCUACCCAAUAAACACGUCUCGCCAAGGGAAGCGUUUUACGAAGGCCACUUGCUCGACUCCGAAACGUAUGUUGGUGGCCACGUCGAGAGUAUUGAAGCGGGCGUCUUCCGUGCAGAUAUCCCUGUCAACUUUGCAGUCGAUACGGGUGCAGUGGACGAGCUAUUGACGGAUCUGGACGCCGCCCUCAAGUUCAGUAUCACAGUGGAAGAGAAGAAGUCAAUGGACGACAUUGAGAACUACGACGAGAUCAGAGAGCAAAUUGCUUCGCGGUUGCGCGCUCUCAAAGAGACGCCGAACCGCAGUGAGCGGCCUCUCAUUUAUCAUCUCGACGUCGCUUCCAUGUACCCCAACAUCAUGACGACAAAUCGACUACAACCCGACUCCAUGAUCCAGGAGUCGGACUGCGCGGCAUGCGACUUCAACCGGCCUGGCAAGACGUGCGACAGACGGCUGCCUUGGGCCUGGAGAGGAGAGUACUUGCCGGCGAAGCGUGACGAGUACAACAUGAUCAGGAACGCGCUCGAGAACGAAAAGUUUCCGGGCAAGUGGCCAAACUCUCCGCAGCGGACGUUCCAGGACCUGUCUCCGGACGAGCAGACGGCUCUGCUGAGGAAGCGGUUGCAGAUCUUCUCGCAAAAGGUCUACCACAAGAUCCACGACUCUACGACCAUCGUCAAGGAGGCCAUCAUCUGCCAGCGUGAGAAUCCGUUCUACAUCAACACCGUCCGAGAUUUUCGUGAUCGUCGGUACGACUACAAAGGCAAGGCCAAAGUCUGGAAGGGCAAGACGGAGGCUCUCAAGCAAUCCGGCGCGACAUCUUCCGAAGUCGACGCGGCCAAGAAGAUGAUCAUUCUCUUCGACUCGCUGCAGCUUGCCCACAAGGUCAUUCUGAACUCGUUCUACGGCUAUGUCAUGAGAAAGGGUUCGCGUUGGUACUCCAUGGAAAUGGCCGGCGUGACCUGUCUGACGGGAGCAACCAUCAUCCAGCUGGCCAGAUCGCUCGUUGAGCGCCUUGGUCGCCCCUUGGAACUGGACACCGACGGUAUUUGGUGCAUGCUUCCAGCCACAUUUCCCGAAAACUUUGCUUUCAAGAUGAAGAACGGCAAGAAGCUUACCAUCUCGUACCCCUGUACUAUGUUGAACCAUCUGGUACACGCCAAGUUCACUAACCAUCAGUACCAAACACUCGUGGAUCCCAAGACGCUCAAGUACGAGACUCACAGCGAUAACUCCAUCUUCUUCGAAGUUGACGGUCCCUACAAGGCCAUGGUUCUGCCUACGUCCAAAGAGGAGGACAAGAACUUGAAGAAGCGUUAUGCCGUUUUCAACGAUGACGGAAGUCUGGCCGAGUUGAAGGGUUUCGAGGUGAAGCGCCGAGGAGAGUUGAAGCUCAUCAAGAUCUUCCAACAGCAAAUCUUCAAGUUCUUCCUCGAGGGAGAAACCCUCGCAGAUUGCUAUGCUGCUGUUGCCAAGGUUGCCAACCAGUGGUUGGACGUCUUGCAUGGCAAGGGCUCGACACUGGCCGACGAGGAGCUCAUGGAGCUCAUUUCCGAGAACAGAAGUAUGUCCAAAACCUUGGAGGAGUACGGCUCGCAGAAGUCGACAUCCAUCACUACGGCCAAACGUUUGGCGGACUUCUUGGGUGAGCAGAUGGUGAAAGACAAGGGCCUCAACUGCAAGUUCAUCAUCUGCGCAAGGCCAAAGAACGCGCCCGUCACCGAAAGAGCCGUGCCUGUUGCCAUCUUUUCCGCCGAAGAGACGACGAAGCGCUUUUACCUCAAGAAGUGGUUGAAGGAGGAGCCCGCCGACACCGACCCCAGAGCUCUCCUGGACUGGGACUACUACCUCGAGCGACUGGGAUCCGUCAUCCAGAAACUCAUCACUAUCCCGGCCGCACUCCAGAAGGUCAGGAACCCCGUGCCUCGCGUUCCCCACCCCGACUGGCUCCAGCGCAGAAUCAACAUCAAGGACGACAAGAUGAAGCAGAAGAAGCUCACGGAUCUGUUCGCCAAGGGCCCCCUGGAAGACAUCACUAACCUCAACGGUCGCUCUGCUGCCGAUAUGGAGGACUUUGGAAGCCAGCUUCUCAAGCCGAAGCAGGUAACUUCUGUGGUGGCUUCGUCACAGGCCGCGGCUUCCACCUCUCAGAAGCGGAAAUCUCCCGAGCCUGCCGAGAACGCUGAUCCCUUCGCUGCCCUUCCCAAAGAAAUGCCCUCGCCUUCAGACGACUAUGUCGGUUUCCUGCAAUAUCAGAAGCAGAAGUGGAAGAUUCAGAAGCAGGCACGCAUCCGCCGACGACAACUUUUCGGAGACCGACGGGGCAACAACCAGAACAACAUUCAGAACACGUUCAUGAAACAGGCUCACUUGACCUUCAUGAGCACCUGGCAGUUGUUGCAUCUCAAGCCUACAGACACACCUGGAAUCGUCAAUGCUCAUGUUCUCAUCGACGCAAAGAUCCACUCGCUCAAGAUCAAGGUCCCACGACAGGUGUUCUUGAAUCUGAAGAGCGGGGACAUGCCAGAUGUCGACAUCCCAGGAUGCGAGGUUGAGCAGGUCAACCACACCCUGCCCAACGGGCAUUCUUCCGUUCACCUCUUCAAGCUCACCGUCCCCGAGGAUAUUUAUUUCAGCGAAGCCGACAAGUUCUCUCUGCUGUUCAAUCACCCGAGUGUCGAGGGUGUGUACGAGAUGCAUCUGCCUCUUAACAUCCGUGCCGUGCUUCAACUGGGCAAUCUAUGUACCAUCGACGAACAGCAGCACGCGGUGCUCGGUAAGGGUCUGGAGCAGGGGUUCGACUUGCUCGGUCUCAAGCGUCCCCUGAAGCCUAGAACUUACCUCGACACCUCGCCUUUGGCAUAUAUCUACAUCUCGCACAUCACCGCAGGCGACAGGCAAAUCUUCGGAGUAUUUUCAACACUGAAGGAUGAGGCACACAUCAUCAUCCUGCAGAAGGGUAGAGACUCCGGGCAGGAUCUCCCCAAUAUCUCGCGGAUCUACACCGAGCUGCUCGCCCGACGAGCAGAGGAGGCGGCCGGGACCAACUGGCAAGACUGCUUUACGUACCAAGAGAAGGUCAACUUUAGGAUCACGCAAGUAACGACACGACGAAAGGCACACUUGGAGCUUAGCGACGUUGUCAGGAAGAUGAGAAAAGACGAGCUGCGGCCGCUCAUGAUGGUCAUUCAGUCGUCCCAGCGCAACAUGCUCAUUAACGACGUCCCCAUCCUCGGCGAGUUCCCCGUGCUGCCCCUCAAGUACGACGCUGCCGACAGCUCUCUCCCACCGCUCGGCUGGCAAACAGCCGUGGCCAGACGACUGGUCGGACACUACCUUGGUCUUGGCUCUUGGAUCGUGCAUCUGACCACUCUUGCGCGAUACGGCGAAGUCCCCCUGUGCAACCUUGAGCGAGAAGAUCCGCGCUUCCUCAUCGAUAUCGCCUACGCCAGGCGGCUCCAGAACAAUAAUGUCGUGCUUUGGUGGUCCGCAAGCCCCCGGCCUGAUCACGCUGGCCACGAGAAAGAUGACAUUACAGGACCUCUGGAGACUGUCCAGAUGCCGGCGGUCAACAACCCUGGCACGUUCUCCUCGGUCUGCAUCGACUUGGAAGUCAGGAACCUGGCCAUUAACACCAUUCUUACUUCGUCUCUGAUCAACGAAUUGGAAGGGUCCGAUUCCAUUUCGUUCAACCCCGCCGGUGACGGGAAUGCAGCAGGCGACGAAGUCAUCUCGUCCGAGGGCACGUUCGCCAACGCCGGUGUUCUGGUGCUGCGAGAGAUGGUCAAGAGUUGGUGGCAGGAGGCUUGCAAAGGCAGCGCAAUGGCGGACGUCAUGGUCCAGCAUCUCGUCCGUUGGGUCGAGAGCCCCGACUCCUUUCUGUACGACCGCGCUCUGCAUUACUAUGUGCAGAUGAUGUCCCGCAAAGCCUUCCAGCAGCUCAUGGCCGACUUCCGUCGCGUCGGGUCGCAGGUCGUCUUUGCCAACUCCAACCGUCUCCUUUUGCAGACGACCAAGGCCGAGGUGGGCACCGCUUACGCCUACAGCCAGUACAUCAUCAAGUCGAUCAAGAGCAAACCUCUCUUCCACUUCAUCGACCUCGAGAUCAAGGAAUACUGGGACUAUCUGGUUUGGUACGACGAGUUCAAUUACGGAGGCAAAGCCUGCCAGGAGGUUGUGGAAGCGGAGCAGCAGACUCUCGACACCGUCAUGCAUUGGCAGAUGGCCACCUUCCUCCCCAUCCGUUUACAGCCAACGUUCCAAGACUGGGUCAUCGAGUUCAUCCAGCUCAUGCACAACUUCAAGCGGCCUCAGAACGGAGACCUCUCCUCGACGCCGCGUCUCACGCAGCUACCACAAAAGUCCCUUGCAGAAGGCGCUCAGGGGCAGAUUAUCCUUGGCAAGGCCUUCGAGAAGCCCUUGAAAAAGGAGAUGGCCAACCUCAUCAACCUGCAGAAGCGCGAGCUCCUCCAUCCAGAGCUGGCUGAAGACUACUCCUUCCCGCACUUGCCCGGUUCACAUCUCACGCACCUCUCGUCACGUAACGCCGUGCUCGAGCUUGUCAAGGCGCUGAUGCAGGUGCUCUCUCUCGACAAGAACAUCACGCUCGAGGCGCGCCUGCUGCGCAAGGAGCUGCUCGCCAUGUUCGACGUGCGCGAGUUCAGCAAGGAGGGCGCGUUCCAGAACCCGAGCGAGAGCCUGAAGGUCAUCCAGCUCAGCUGCGACAGCUGCACGAUGGCGCGGGAUCUCGACUUCUGCCGUGACGAGGACCUGAUGCCGGAGAUGGGCCCUGACGGGAAGCGCCUCGGGCCGGAGACGAGACCGUGGCGGUGCACUUUCUGCGAGGCCGAGUACGACCGCAACGCCAUCGAGGAGAUGCUGCUGGCGCGGGUGGAGGCUUUCGUGGUGGAGUGGACGACGCAAGACCUCAAAUGCGGCAAGUGCGGUGCGCUGCGGAUGAAUGAGUUCAUGGAGCACUGCACAUGCAGCGGCGAGUGGGUGGAGAGCGUGAGGAGGGCGGACAUUGUGAGGCGGCUGAAUGUAUUUCGGAACGUGGCCCAGUUCUAUGGGUUGAAGAUGCUGUUGGAGGUCACAGAGGGCCUGAGGAAGGGGCUUUGA